Sycon ciliatum is the source of this 1277-nucleotide messenger RNA. RefSeq lists its product as uncharacterized. The record is from RefSeq and is a predicted model, not a curated record. Lineage: Eukaryota; Metazoa; Porifera; Calcarea; Leucosolenida; Sycettidae. The transcript has 2 exons. Bases 65 to 1198 code for a protein of 377 amino acids.
CAAGCUUUCUUGGUCUUUCCAGGUUCUUGAACUCACACAAGGUUUUGUACGUGAACUGCACUUUAUGUGUUUACCAUUUCUGAAGAAAUGGUCAGGCCUACCUCGAUGCGCAAACUCUGCCAUUCUUUUUAUUGGCAGUCGCAAACGCUUUGGCUUACGCCUCCACUACCUUCCUACGGUGUGGAAAAAGUGCCAGUCCAUCAAAUGGCACAUUCUUCGAUCGAGUGGGGACGCGCGCAUGAGGGCGCUGUACACUCUGCGUCGGAGUAAGGAUGCGAAGCUGACAAAGCGAUAUGCGGCGACAAUAGAGCUGGAGUGUGCAGAGGCAUCAGUAGGUUCAGGGACUCUCCGUCCACCGUCAUCUUCAAGUCAUCGUGCAGGGUUGGGUGCUCCUGCUCCGAAGCAGCAUUCCAAACCCCCGAGGAAGGAUCUCCUUCAAACAUUUGAGGAGAUCAACGCGCAGGAGCAGAUUUUGAGGCUGAAGACUCUUCAGGUGCAAGGCAAGUGGUUGGAGUGGACAUCGGUGAUGUGGCAGGACCUCUCGUGGAAAUCCCUUUUGUACGGUGGUACUGGUAAGGAUUUGAAAUUUCUUCUCGCAUCAACCCUCGACGUGCUACCUUCUCCGACGAACCUACGCCGUUGGGGAAACACCGUAGUGGAUCCGUACUGUAGUUUGUGCCGUACCUGGGCCUGUACUACGCGCCACGUGCUUGGCGCUUGUCGCGUAGCGCUGGACCAGGGACGUUACACCUGGAGGCACGACAACGUACUCGGGGUCAUCGUCAGGAACAUGCGUGAGGAGAUUCGAAUCCGCACUGCUGCAAACACCGUACAAACCGAAAAUUCAAAUGAGCUUGACUUCAUCUCGUUUUGCAAGGCGGGAGAGAAGCCAGUUCGCGUUCAGCCCAGACGAAAGUUGGUUACGACUGAUCUCCUGUCAGCGGCCUCAGACUGGAAACUUCUUGUCGACUCAGUUAGUGCAAAGAUUUCUUUCCCUAGCUGUGUUGCACUUACCACCCUAAGACCAGAUAUAGUUCUGUACUCUACGAGUCGUAGGAUUGUAUUCUGGAUGGAGUUGACAGUUUGUGCUGAGGACAGAUUCAGUGUCAGUAACUCGCGGAAGGACAGGCGGUAUGCGGAUCUGGCCGAUCAAUGCCGAGCAAACGGGUGGCAGGUCGUUUCUUUUUCGGUUGAGUAAGACGUCUCUGCGAAGCAGCUACAUCAUCUGGUUGCGGCGUCAACAAAAACACUGGUCGGAAGAUCCACUUUUCUGAGGU